Molecule: messenger RNA, 3395 nt
Organism: Mycetomoellerius zeteki
Lineage: Eukaryota; Metazoa; Arthropoda; Insecta; Hymenoptera; Formicidae
Product: solute carrier family 2, facilitated glucose transporter member 1
Exons: 6
Coding region: 225-1826 (533 amino acids)
Biological process (GO): monosaccharide transmembrane transport
Cellular component (GO): membrane
Molecular function (GO): hexose transmembrane transporter activity
Source: RefSeq, a predicted model, not a curated record
UCAAGCUCAGUCUCAAGAGCAUCCCCCGGCUGCACGGAUGCAUUCCGGUCGCCGGUCAAACUAACAUCCCCGCCGCGAUUUUCUCUCUUUUUCCGUGAACCACCCUCUCUUUGUGCGACGCGCACCCACUGCCAAAUCUCCACUGAACGUUCGAGAAUUCGCGAGACGUCGAAAUCGCGCGAACUCGAAACUCUCGACCACCCUCACCUAAGAACUUUAUCGAGAUGGAACGAGAGGACGAGGACUUCGGCGAGGGCUACAUCGCGGAGUCGCAUCCGCUGAGACCGACGCACCUCACGGUGCCGCUCGGAGGACGCGGCGAUUCGCGUGCACCCAGCAUCAGCAGCAGCGUCAGCGAUCUCGAUGUUCCAAUAUACACCAGAGAGACCACCAUACCUCUCUCGGCGAGGAAGGGUCUCAACGGCCGAUUAGCAUUCGCUAUCGCAGCGGCCGCUCUCGGUUCAUCGUUCCAGCAUGGAUACAAUACCGGUGUGGUUAAUGCACCUCAACAGCUUAUCGAAGACUGGAUCAAAGACCUGAAAACAAAUCGCACAGGCAUCCCAACGGAAAAGACGGAGGUGACGUUAAUUUGGUCGUUGGCGGUGUCGAUAUUUUGCGUCGGUGGAAUGAUAGGAGGUUCCAUGGUAGGCUGGGCAGCGGAUCGCUUCGGCAGAAAGGGCGGUCUGCUGUUGAACAACAUUCUGGUCCUAUUGACUGUGAUCUUCGAAGGUAGCGCCAAGGCGGCGAAGAGCUACGAAAUGGUAAUCGUCGGCAGAUUCCUGAUCGGUAUAAACUCCGGGCUGAAUGCUGGCUUGGCACCGAUGUACCUGGCUGAGAUCUCACCCGUGCAUCUACGUGGCGCCGUGGGCACCGUCUACCAGCUAGUCAUCACCAUUUCGAUUCUGGUGUCGCAAAUCCUCGGUCUGGAGCAAGUCCUUGGUACCGCCAAUCAGUGGCCGUUGCUGUUAUGCCUUACGAUCGUACCAGCGUUCUUCCAGAUGUGCACACUGCCUCUCUGUCCCGAGAGUCCCAAAUACCUGUUGCUCAAUCGUGGCAAGGACAUGGAUGCACAAAGAGCGCUGUCUUGGUUACGUGGCACGAUCGAAGUUCAUGACGAGAUGGAAGAAAUGCGAGCAGAGUACGAGUCGGUGAAACUGGUGCCGAAGGUCACUCUGCGCGAACUCUUUGUAAAUCCAGCGCUUCGUAUCCCGUUAUUCAUCUCGGUCAUGAUUAUGUUCGCCCAGCAGUUAUCCGGCAUAAAUGCCGUCAUGUUUUUCUCAACGAAGAUCUUCAGGAUGGCGCAACUCGACAAGCAUGCCGCUCAAAGCGCCACGAUGGGAGUCGGCGCUAUGAACGUCUUAAUGACCAUCGUCUCUUUAGUGUUAGUAGAAAAAGCAGGCAGAAAAACGCUACUCUUGGUCGGAUUUUCCGGCAUGUUCGUGGAUACCGCUCUACUCGCCAUUUGUCUUGCAUUCGCUGAGACCUCACGCGCAGCAGCAUAUUUCUCGAUUGUGCUUGUCAUCAUGUUCGUCGUCCUAUUCGCCACUGGACCAGGAAGUAUUCCGUGGUUCCUGGUGUCAGAGUUGUUCAAUCAAUCCGCCCGACCACCCGCUACCUCCGUCGCCAUCGCCGUCAACUGGACCGCAAACUUCAUCGUCAGCAUUGGCUUCUUACCGCUGCAGGAGGUCCUAGGCCCUUACGUGUUCAUUAUUUUUGCGGUGUUGCAGUUGUUCUUUACGCUCUUCAUAUACAAGAAAGUGCCGGAAACGAAGAACAAGACUAUGGAGGAGAUUAGCAGUAUGUUUAGGCAAAUAUCGUAUCAGUGAGGAAUACAAAAUGGGUAAAAUAUUUUCUUCAGGAAUGAAUAUGAGUUUCUCCUUUUCUUUUUCUGCGUCGAAGAAUUCAAUGGUUUCGCGAAAAUGGCAUACACUAUUCUAUGGUCUAUUAACGCGCUUCCAACAUUCUGUCCACACGCAAUAUCAAAAUUCAUCGAAAAGAUACUCGGUGAAUAUUUAUGCAUAAUCAUGAUGUGUGCUACGAUAUAUUCGACGUAGUUACAUCUCACAAUAGUGCCAAUCCGGAAAACUUAACUUUUUGUUAUUUAAUUAUUCUAUUUUUUUAAUUUUAUUUUUAAUUUCAUUAAUUCGGAAACUGUAUUUCAAGUCGAGUCGCACGAACACGCGCACAUGAUUUCGCCUUGGGAUUUAAAUUGUACACUUAAUCUUAUAAUUAAUUCCUAUAUAUUGCGUCUAGCAAAAAAAAAAAGAGGAACAAUCUAAAUGACGCAAGAGAAACAAUCUAAAUGACGUGAAACAGCUUAGAAAACAUGAUUCUUUCACGAAUUCUUUUCGAACAAUGAUUUGUUCCUUGCUUUAGGGACAAUAAUUACUUGCCAUUACUUGUACGAGUACGAAAGAUCACAACUCUAGUCAUGAAAAAACCUAUAGAGGAAAUAUACCCAUACAAUACAGUUCUUUGAGGAAAGUCCUAGGAACGUCUUUAAGACAUAGAUGUCCUCUAUAUGUUAAGACAUCCCUUGAAGAACUGCGUUGUAUGAGUAUAAAUCAUGGAAGAAUUUUAUACGUUGGUUGAUUUUAUUUUUAUUAACGAAUCUCCGAUUCAUUUUACAUCGACAGAGAUUCAUAUAUACCGCUUCGCUAAACAAAUUUUUAAUGCGAUAUAUCACGUGAAAUAUAUUAUAUUUUAAAGAAAUUAAUAAUCGAGUACAAUUUUAUAGAAUAACAGUUUUACAAUAGCGCAUAAAAAAACUUGCGUUCCGCCUAUCAAAUUAUAUUACAAAUUAUAUUAUCGCGUUAUUGUAAAAGAAUUUAAAAACUGUUGUUGAAAAAGGAAUAGAACUGAUUAUGUCGAUGAGUGAAGAGAGUAUCAAUUGCCUUUUUAUGAAAUAAUUUAUAAUAGAAAUUUAAAGAAUAUUUUAUUAUACGUAAACUGAAACGCAAGUUUUAUUCGAACGAGAACGGAAAGAAUGAUGUUAGGAUAAUUGUAAAUAAAUACAGAGAUAUGUAAAGAUUAGUAUUGUGCAUAGCGUAGGUAAUAAUUAUAUUUAUGUAUGCAUGUAGAUUUGAUUAAUGUGUUUAAGACUAUAUCGACAUCAUAUUUUUAAAUUAUUUAGAUUACUUUUAAUGGUGUAUACAUAUAUAAAAGGAAAUAUAAUGCGAUAUACUAAAUAUAACUCAGGAAUUACGCUGAUCGUUAUCUCGUAUAUAACAGAUGGAUACAAUGUUUUAUUUUUACGCUGUAUCUUUUCGUAUCUCUCAAGGAAUACUCAUUUGUAACCCGUUUUAGUAUAUGUAUAUUAAAACUUAUUGAUAUAUUGUACAAUAAAAGGCAUCUAAGUUUGAUAAUUCGUUAAAUAAAUCAUCGAUUUUUAUCUA